AUGGGUCUAUGUUUCUCGUUCCCACGACGUCAACGAUUUCCAGCCAUGGGCAUGGGUGGUAUGGGGAUGAAUGGAAUGGGGAUGGGUGGAAUGGGCCCUCCACGUCGAUAUCAUCAUGGUGGAAUGGGCGGAAUGGGCGGAAUGGGCGGCCAUGGUUCCGGAUGGGGAGGUCCCCCAUAUGGGGGCGGCUACGGAGGUUACGGAGGCCACGGGGGAUAUGGCGGUCGGCGACAUGCAGGCGGCUACGGUGGAGGCUUUGGGGGUGGAGGACGCUACGGUGGCCGGCGCUGCUGA
Messenger RNA from Penicillium soppii, 294 nucleotides. RefSeq lists its product as uncharacterized. The record is from RefSeq and is a predicted model, not a curated record. The transcript has a single exon. Bases 1 to 294 code for a protein of 97 amino acids. NCBI's taxonomy places the organism in Eukaryota, Fungi, Ascomycota, Eurotiomycetes, Eurotiales, Aspergillaceae.